Molecule: messenger RNA, 1945 nt
Organism: Brassica oleracea var. oleracea
Lineage: Eukaryota; Viridiplantae; Streptophyta; Magnoliopsida; Brassicales; Brassicaceae
Exons: 4
Coding region: 299-1498 (399 amino acids)
Source: RefSeq, a predicted model, not a curated record
AUAUAUCACAUGUUGCAAAAACGAUAAAAUGAUUUUGAAUUGGGGGAGUUGUGUAAACAAACUAAGGGAAAAAUGAAGGAGUGGGAAGGAGCAGAGAGAGAGAGAGAGGCGUUAUUCCAGGAAACAUCUAUUCCAGUGUGUCCCCUUGGUUAUAAUUUAAUUUAAUUUUGGGUUAAAGAGAUGAAAUAGAGAUAUCCAGAAGAGCCGCAUUUUAAAUCGCUUUUGAGGGUCUCCGAUUCCGACAAGUUCAGAAUUUUUAAUCGAAUCUUAGGUUUUGUCCCCAGAAGAAUUUUUGGGGAUGAAUUUGGGGGAGUUGAACAAUAAUAAGGUGUGGGAGAUUAAAGCGUUGAAGAAGAAAGCCAGGGAAGAAGAAGCGAGGAAGAUUCUGGAGAAAGUGGCGAAUCAGGUUCAGCCCAUCAUGACUCGACGCAAAUGGCGUGUCAAGCUUCUCUCUGAGUUCUGCCCGACAAAUCCUAGGCUUUUGGGGGUGAAUGUUAAUAGAGGCGUUCACGUGAAAUUGAGGCUUCGGAGGGUAAACCACGAUGCAGACUUCUUAUCAUAUCACCAAGUUCUUGACACUAUGCUCCACGAGCUUUGCCACAACGCCCAUGGCCCUCACAACGCCAGUUUCUAUAAGCUUUGGGAUGAACUUCGAAAGGAAUGUGAGGAGUUGAUGUCAAAGGGUAUCACGGGGACAGGCCAAGGAUUUGAUGUUCCUGGCAAGCGUUUGGGUGGCUUUUCUCGUCAGCCUCCCCUCUCUUCUCUUCGCGCAACGGCAGCUACAGCAGCAGAGAAAAGAGUGCGUGCGGGUAAUCUCUUACCCUCAGGACCUCAACGUCUUGGUGGUGACAGCAGCAUUAUGUCACAUCUUAGCCCCAUCCAGGCUGCUGCAAUGUCUGCUGAAAGGCGUUUCCUUGAUGACCUUUGGUGUGGUUCCCAAUCCGCAGAGGCUUUAGAAGACCAAGAGAAUGAUAGUCACGCAUGUGCGGAACCUUUUACGAGCUUGAAUGCAAGGCCAGCAAAAAGAAGCAGUAGCUGCUCAAAUGCCACCAAUUCAUUCCCUCCAUCUUCAAGUCAUCAGUGGGGAUCAGAUGUCAUUGAUUUAACAGAGGAAGCUUCUGAAACAAGAUGUAGUAAAAGAAGUUGCAGCCCAGGCGAUCAAGUUCCUUCGUCUUCCUCCAAAGAUGAACCAAUAUCUGGUGUUAUGAAAUCAUCAGAAACUUCACCAUCCACCAGUUACAAUGAAAACCAAGGCAGAGAAGAACCUGCAAUGUGGCAGUGUGCAGAAUGCACCUUAUUGAACCCGUUGUUGGCUCCGAUAUGCGAGCUAUGCACUGCGGCAAAGCCAAAGGAAAGGGAGAUGAAGCACAAAGUCUGGUCUUGCAAGUUCUGCACGCUUGAAAACGAGGUGAAGCUGGAGAAAUGUGAGGCUUGUGGUCAAUGGAGAUACUCGUAUGGACAACCAUUGUCGACUCGUGCUCCUAAUGUCGGCACUUGAGGGAAGUUCCUACUGUGUUGUACAAGGACUAAAAGUCCUGUCUUGGCCAUAAUUCUUUUUUUAGCAACGAGCGAUGACAACAUAAACCGAUUCCCAAUUUAUUUUUGUGUGGCUGCGUUAGGUUGUUGUAGGAUUAGAACUUUUUAACUUCACUUGGUACAAAGAAUAUAUAUAUAUAUAUAUAUAUAUAUAUAUAUUUAUAUUUGGCAGCAAAACACAAAACGAAAAUAGAUGAGCAAAGACAGGUGGGAACAUGGGAGGAGCAGGAAAGCCAUCGGAGCUCUUCACACAGAUGAGAAAAUGAGAAAAAUAACUAUGUUGCAAGCCAAGUCCUCAUGCUUAGAUAUAAACAUGUGUCUACUAGCUCUAUCGAGUUUGUAUGUUUAUCCAUAUAAUGAUCGUGUGUUUGUGUACUCUUUCUUUUUAAAUAAAAGGUAGUCAGCGGCG